Molecule: messenger RNA, 1251 nt
Organism: Microthlaspi erraticum
Lineage: Eukaryota; Viridiplantae; Streptophyta; Magnoliopsida; Brassicales; Brassicaceae
Source: the annotation of a GenBank genome assembly
AUGGCGUCAGAUAAACAACAGAAGGCAGAGAGAGCUGAGGUUGCGGCGAGGCUCGCAGCUGAGGACUUGCACGACAUCAACAAAGCCCGUGAUGGUGACGUCACGAUGUAUAAGGUGACGGAGAGAACAAUUGAGCAUCCGCCAGAACAGGAGAGGCCCGGAGUGAUAGGAUCGGUGUUCAGGGCUGUGCAAGGAACCUACGAGCAUGCAAGAGAUGCUGUAGUCGGAAAAAGCCACGAUGCGGCAGAGUCUACGAAAGAAGGAGCUCAGAUAGCCUCAGAGAAAGUGGCUGGAGCAAAAGACGCAACCGUAGAGAAGGCGAAAGAAACUUCAGAUUAUACGGCUGAGAAGGCAAGAGAAGCUAAAGAUGCGACCGCGGAGAAGAUAGGAGAGUAUAAAGACUAUACGGUGGAUAAGGCAGUGGAAGCAAAAGAUAAGACAGCAGAGAAAGCCAAGGAGACCGCAAACUAUACUGCGGAUAAGGCCAAAGAAGCUAAGGAUAAGACUGCUGACAAAGUGGGCGAGUAUAUGGAGUACACUGUGGACAAAGCCGUAGAAGCUAAGGAUUACACGGCGGAGAAGGCUGUUGAAGCGAAGGAUAAGACAGCGGAGAAGACCGGGGAGUAUAAGGACUAUACGGUGGAGAAGGCGGCUGAAGGGAAAGAUAGUGCGGUGAGUAAGCUUGGAGAGUUGAAGGAUAGUGCGGUGGAGACGGCGAAGAGAGCUAUGGGUUUCUUGUCGGGCAAGACAGAGGAAACCAAACAAAAAGCUGUGGAGACUAAAGACAGUGCUAAGGAAAAAAUGGAGGAGGCCGGAGAAGAAACGAGAAGAAAGAUGGAGGAGAUGAGACUGGAAGGCAAAGAACUCAAAGAUGAAGCUAGAGAAAGAGCCCGUGAGGCAUCUCAAAAGACUAGAGAGAGCACGGAUUCGGCAGCUGAAAAAGCCUACGAGACCAAAGAUUCUGCUGCGGUUAGGGGGAAUGAAGCCAAGGGGACAAUAUUUGGUGCAUUAGGGAAUGUAACGGAAGCCAUAAAGAGCAAACUGACGAUGCCAUCAGACAUUGUGGAGGAGACACGUGCGGCACGUGAGCAUGGAGGCACGGGGAGGACGGUGGUUGAAGUCAACGUCGAGGAUACAAGGCCGGGUAAGGUGGCGACGUCUCUGAAGGCGUCGGAUCAGGUGACCGGUCAAACAUUCAACGAUGUUGGACGGAUGGAUGAUGAAUCUCGGAAAGAGAAAGGAAAGCUCUGA